Messenger RNA from Cydia pomonella (codling moth), 5805 nucleotides. It is a transcript of the gene na, whose product is annotated as sodium leak channel NALCN. Gene Ontology annotation, cellular component: membrane. Lineage: Eukaryota; Metazoa; Arthropoda; Insecta; Lepidoptera; Tortricidae. The record is from RefSeq and is a predicted model, not a curated record. The transcript is spliced from 35 exons. Gene Ontology annotation, biological process: transmembrane transport; monoatomic ion transport. Bases 383 to 5683 code for a protein of 1766 amino acids. Gene Ontology annotation, molecular function: monoatomic cation channel activity.
AUUGUAGUACAUAAUGUGAAAAAACAAUUUUUUGAGAAUAAUUUUAGAUAUAAAUUUAAACUUUUUGAAUUUCUGAUGUAUGUUUUAAAUUUAAACACGCUUAUUUAUUUCGCUAUACAGUCCGUUACACGAUAUAUUGCUAAAGGAAACUUGAAGUGAGAACUGUCAGUCACAAAUAAACAUUCCACACCGAUUCAAAUCGAUAAUUUGCUUAAGAGACUGAAAAUGAAAGUUUUCAGGAAGACUUUUGAUUUAGUUUGCUUAAAAUGUUACAACUAUGGGUAAAGCUAGCGGAUUCAGUUGAUAUUUCAAAAUUACUAAGUUCAAGAUUCCAGAAUUGUACAUAAAAUAUUACCAUAGUAGUGCUGCUACAGGGGACAAGAUGCUAGGCAGAAAACAAAGUCUUAAAGGGGAACCAGUCCUCGCGGACUACGGUCCCGAAGAGUCCCUUAAUGAAAGCGCUGACAUAGAAUGGGUAAACAAGCUAUGGGUGAGAAGAAUUUUAAGACUUUGUGCUCUAAUGAGUUUAGUAUCUGUAUCACUGAAUACUCCUAAGUCAUUUGAAAAAUAUCCUUCCCUUCAAACAAUUACAUUUGCUGUAGACUGCUCUGUGACUCUAUUUUUCACUGCAGAAAUGAUUGCCAAAAUGCACAUUAGAGGAAUACUUAAGGGAGAUGUAGCCUAUUUGAAAGAUCACUGGUGCCAGUUUGAUGCAUCUAUGGUAUUUUUCUUAUGGGUAUCAGUUUUGCUGCAAAUGUUUGAGUUGACAUUGAUUGUGCCAAGAUACAGCUACCUCAGCAUUUUGAGGGCACCCAGGCCUUUAAUCAUGAUAAGAUUUCUGAGAGUAUUCUUGAAAUUUUCUAUGCCAAAAUCAAGAAUUAAUCAGAUAUUUAAGAGAUCAAGCCAGCAAAUUUAUAAUGUGACAUUGUUCUUCCUUUUCUUCAUGUCACUGUACAGUUUGCUGGGGGUGCAAUUCUUUGGAGAACUCACCCAUCAUUGUGUCAGAAACACAACUAGUCCUAAUGAUAUAACAAUUAACUCUCUGGCCAUUCCUGACACAUUUUGUUCACCUGAUCCUGACUCUGGCUACCAGUGUCCUAAAGGAAUGAAGUGUAUGAAACUCAACCUGUCCAAAUACAUCCAGGGGUUUCAAGGAUUUGAGGAAUUUGUGACAAGUUUGUUUACGGUGUACCAGGCAUCUUCUCAGGAGGGAUGGGUAUUUAUUAUGUACCGAGCCAUUGACUCAUUGCCAACAUGGAGGUCUGCUCUUUAUUUUAGCACCAUGAUCUUCUUUUUAGCCUGGCUAGUGAAGAAUGUCUUCAUAGCCGUGAUUACUGAAACAUUCAAUGAGAUAAGAGUUCAGUUCCAGCAAAUGUGGGGGGUAAGGAACCCAAUAACGAAAGGAAGCACCACACAGUUCUUCACUGGGGAUGAUAACUGCUGGAAACUGGUCACUAUUGAUGAAAAUAAACAUUCAGGUACUGCCCCGGAAAUUUUCCACAAAAUGUUAAGGUCAGCGUACUUUCGGCUACUAGUCAUGGGCGUCGUGCUAGCUAAUGGCAUUAUAACGGCUACUAUGAAUUUCAAACACGAUGGCAAUCCAAGAGAAUUUUUCUACGAGAAAUACUACUAUAUUGAGAUUGCGUUUACUAUAUUCUUGGAUUUAGAGGCCCUGAUUAAAAUAUGGUGCCUGGGUUGGAAAGGCUAUUUUAAACAUUCUGUCCACAAAUUUGAACUGCUAUUGGCUAUAGGAACGACAAUUCACAUAAUACCCCAGCUCUACAUGUCAGGCUUUACAUACUUUCAGGUUCUACGAAUCGUAAGAUUAAUCAAAGCGUCGCCAUUAUUGGAAGGAUUUGUGUACAAGAUAUUUGGUCCUGGAAAAAAAUUAGGAAGUCUCAUAAUUUUUACAAUGUGUUUGUUAAUUAUUAGUUCUUCAAUCUCAAUGCAGUUGUUCUGUUUCUUGUGUGAAUUUACAAAGUUUGAGGCCUUUCCCGAGGCUUUUAUGUCUAUGUUCCAAAUAUUGACUCAAGAAGCGUGGGUAGAAGUAAUGGAUGAAACCAUGGUUCGGACAAGUCAGACGUUGACUCCAUUGGUGGCUAUAUACUUCAUUUUAUACCAUCUAUUCGUCACACUGAUCGUGCUUUCGCUUUUCGUAGCGGUAAUCUUGGACAAUUUGGAGUUAGACGAAGAUAUAAAGAAAUUGAAACAGCUGAGAUAUCGUCAACAGAGUGCAGAGAUAAAAGAGAGCUUGCCAUUUCGUUUAAGAAUCUUUGAGAAAUUUCCCGACAGCCCGCAAAUGACCAAGCUUCAUAAAGUACCUGGAGACUUCAAUUUGCCAAAGGUCCGUGAGUCGUUCAUGCGCCAGUUCGUAUGCGAAGAGCUCGAGGAAGAAGCCACGGGAGCGCCGGUGAAGCCGCGCGCGCCGAACGGCGACGAGUCGCGCCGCGCGUACGUCGGCGCCGACAAGAUCUCCUUCCCGUACCGCAAGCGGUGCUUGGUUAAGACGCUGGUGGUGGCGCCGCCGUCGCAGCGACCCAGCUCGGCUCUGAGGCGGCACGUUGUCGCUUCUAUUAUAGAAGAUUCGAACAAUCACCGCAUGGUUCUAGGAGAUUCCGCUAUGUUGGCGACGGGAGGCAAAUCGGGAUUAAAGUCACAGGGAACCAUUUCUAGUGCGAAACAGUUGCGGGUGGAUCAAAAGAAAUUCGGGUCCCGAUCCAUAAGGCGGUCUGUGCGCAGCGGCUCCAUCAAGCUAAAGCAGACGUACGAGCACUUGCUCGAGAACGGUGACAUAGGCGCCGCGUCCCGCGUCGUGCCGUCCUCACGGGCACGACCUCCGUACCUCGACAUACGCCUGCUGCAGGCCAAGCGACAGCAGGCCGAGAUGAGAAGGAAUCAGCGAGAAGAAGAUCUUCGUGAAAACCAUCCUUUGUUUGACACGCCGCUGUUAAUAGUGCCGAGAGAGUCGCGCUUCAGAAAAAUCUGCCGCGCCAUCGUGGACGCGCGGUACGAUGCUCGCCUGCGCGACCCCGUCACUGGGAACGAGAGGAAGGUGCACUACAAGAGUUUUCAUAACUUCCUGGGAUUAGUGACUUAUUUAGACUGGGUGAUGAUCAUGGUCACUACUCUGUCAUGCUUUUCUAUGAUGUUCGAAACACCUACCUACAGGGUUAUGGAAAAUUUCGUUCUACAGAUUGCGGAAUACGGAUUCGUAGUAUUCAUGAGUUUCGAGUUGGCACUAAAAAUCUUAGCCGACGGCUUAUUCUUUACUCCGAAAGCGUAUCUCAAAGAUGCGGCAGCAGUUCUGGAUGUUUUCAUUUACAUUGUGUCCCUGACGUUCCUGUGCUGGAUGCCGCGGCGCGUGCCGCCGGGCUCGGCGGCGCAGAUGCUGAUGAUCCUGCGCUGCGUGCGGCCCCUGCGGAUCUUCACGCUCGUGCCGCACAUGAGGAAAGUCGUCUACGAGCUGUGCCGCGGCUUCAAGGAGAUACUGCUGGUAUCAACGCUUCUUAUACUACUGAUGUUUGUGUUUGCUAGUUACGGCGUACAACUAUACGGAGGAAGGUUAGCGCGAUGCAACGACCCCACAAUUUUGGAACGAGAAAACUGUGUGGGAGUUUUUAUGAGACGAGUGUUCGUUACUAAGAUGAAGAUCAGACCCGGGCCGAAUGAGACGUUUCCAUCUAUGCUGGUGCCUAGAGUGUGGGCAAACCCGAAGCGGUUCAACUUUGAUAACAUUGGCGACGCAUUGUUGACGUUAUUUGAAGUUCUUUCAUUUAAGGGGUGGCUGGACGUCCGCGACGUCUUGAUAAAAGCACUUGGCCCUAUGCAUGCUAUAUACAUACACGUAUACAUUUUCCUGGGGUGCAUGAUUGGACUUACCCUGUUCGUUGGCGUCGUGAUUGCGAACUAUUCCGAAAACAAAGGCACCGCCCUGCUUACUGUUGAUCAAAGGAGAUGGUGUGACUUAAAGAAGAGGUUGAAAAUUGCCCAGCCGUUGCAUUUGCCGCCGCGGCCCGACGGGAGGAAAGUGCGUGCCUUCGCUUAUGACGUAACCCAGCACAUCAUUUUCAAGAGGUUCAUAGCAAUAGUCGUGCUUAUUAACAGCGGGCUGUUGGUUGUCACUUGGUCUCGCGACUCUUCAUCGACGGAGCAGCUGGCGCUAGUAUCGGCGCUGCUGACGCUCGUGUUCGUGGUGGAGGUGCUGCUGAAGACGGUGGCGUUCACGCCGCGCGGCUACUGGCAGAGCCGCCGCAACCGCUACGACUUGCUCGUCACCGUGGCCGGCUGCAUCUGGGUGUUCAUGCACUUCACGCUCAAGAAUGACUUAUCGUACUUCGUGGGCUUCAUGGUGGUGAUCCUCCGUUUCUUCACGAUCACCGGCAAGCACACGACGCUGAAGAUGCUCAUGCUGACGGUCGGCGUGAGCGUCUGCAAGAGCUUCUUCAUCAUCUUCGGCAUGUUCCUGCUGGUGUUCUUCUACGCGCUGGCUGGGACCAUCGUCUUCGGGAACGUUAAAUAUGGAGAGGGGAUUGGGAGACGCGCAAAUUUCAACUCGCCGAUCCACAGCGUUGCAAUGUUGUUCCGCAUAGUGACGGGCGAGGACUGGAACAAGAUAAUGCACGACUGCAUGGUGGCGCCGCCGUACUGCACGCCCGCCGACAACUACUGGGAGACCGACUGCGGGAACUUUACCGCCUCGCUGGCUUACUUCUGCACCUUCUACGUCAUCAUCACGUACAUCGUGCUCAAUCUACUUGUCGCUAUUAUCAUGGAGAACUUUUCAUUAUUCUAUUCAAAUGAAGAGGACGCUCUGUUGUCAUACGCCGACAUCAGGAAUUUCCAGAACACCUGGAAUAUUGUCGACGUGCAUCAAAAGGGCGUUAUACCUGUAAGAAAGGUGAAGUUCAUUUUGCGCCUGUUGAAAGGUCGAUUGGAAUGCGACACGCACAAAGAACGGUUGUUAUUCAAGUACAUGUGUUACGAACUAGAACGACUUCAUAAUGGCGAAGAUGUAACUUUCCAUGAUGUUAUAAAUAUGCUCUCAUACCGAACGGUGGACAUUCGCAAAUCGUUGCAAAUGGAAGAGUUACUCGCCAGGGAGGAGUUCGAGUUCCUCAUCGAGGAGGAGGUUGCGAAGCAGACCAUCCGCACCUGGCUCGAGGGCUGUUUGAAGAAGAUACGCGCUAACAGCAGUAAACAACAAACAAGUUUAAUCGCUGGUUUAAGAAAAACUAAUGAGCAAGUGGUCGAUAUGGCCGAGAAACUGGAGAAAGAGAAACAGGAAGCAGAAGCCCAGACCAGCGCCAACGCCGGUCGUACAGAAAUCACAGAAUCCACAUCGCAACCAGCAAUAUCGAACAUAACAUCGUCCUUCGAUUCACAACCUAAGAGAUCCUCCACAAAGCAGCCCUUCAAAAGGCCCGGUCUACCAUCCAUCGCGAUUUUACCCAGGCCUGAAAGUCCUGAAAGUAAGAAGAGGUAUUUACAACCGACCCUGAGUGACCCACAUCCGGCUCUCAAUAAAAAAUCUCCACCCGCAUCCGCAGCCGCAGCCGCAGUGAAGAGCAGCACGCGGCCCGCGCACAACAGCCCCGCGCCGCGCGCCGAGCAGCCGGCGCUCAGCGACGUGCACUCCUGGUGGGGCGCGCAGCUCGCGCGGCACGCGCUGCAGGACCGAGACUAGCUGCCGACACAUCCGCAGUGAAGAGCAGCCGGCGCUCAGCGACGUGCACUCCUGGUGGGGCGCGCAGCUCGCGCGGCACGCGCUGCAGGACCGAGACUAGCUGCCGACACAUCCGCAGUGAA